CAUGGAGCAGUGUUUACAGGUGAUGCUGUUUUAAUUCGAGGUUGUGGUCGAACUGAUUUUCAACAAGGAAGUGCAGAUAAACUUUAUACAUCAAUACAAACAAAAAUAUUUACAUUACCUGAUCAUUAUUUUGUUUAUCCUGCACAUGAUUAUACAGGACAAACAUGUUCAAGUAUUCUUGAAGAAAAAACUCAUAAUCCACGACUAACUAAAUCACGAGAAGAAUUUAUUGAAAUAAUGAAUAAUUUGAAUCUUAGUUAUCCAAAACAAAUAGAUAAAGCUCUUCCUGCCAAUGUGAUUUGUGGAUUACAAGGCGACAUAUAA
This is a messenger RNA of Rotaria sp. Silwood2, 324 nucleotides long. The record is from the annotation of a GenBank genome assembly. Lineage: Eukaryota; Metazoa; Rotifera; Eurotatoria; Philodinida; Philodinidae.